Glycine soja is the source of this 981-nucleotide messenger RNA. Its product is annotated as 18 kDa seed maturation protein-like. Gene Ontology annotation, biological process: embryo development ending in seed dormancy. Bases 62 to 724 code for a protein of 220 amino acids. Lineage: Eukaryota; Viridiplantae; Streptophyta; Magnoliopsida; Fabales; Fabaceae. The record is from RefSeq and is a predicted model, not a curated record. The transcript is spliced from 2 exons.
GACCAUUGAAAUUAUUUGAACAGAAAAUUUGAAGAGUUUGUUUAUUGUGAAAAAAAGAAAAAUGCAGGCAGCAAAGAAAGCCAUAGAGACCUUUAAGGAAACCGCAGCCAACAUUGGCGCCUCUGCCAAGUCUGGCUUGGAGAAAACCAAGGCCACUAUCCAAGAGAAGAAUGAGAAGAUGAAUGCAGAAGAUCAAACUCAAAUGGAUAUGGCUACCAAGAGGAAAGAAGAGAAGAUCAACCAGGCUGAGAUGGAGAAGCAGCAGGCCCGUAAGUACUACGCCGCUGCAAAACAAUACGCCAUGGCUGAGCACAUGGCAAAGGGCAACCACGACACCGCCGGGCCUAGAAUCGAGACUGCCACACACAUCACCAGUGGGCCCGGGACUGACAAUGCUAUGUACUCUAACACUGGGCCUGGGACUGAGACUGCCACGUACACCACUAGUGGGCUUGGGCAUGACAAUGCUAUACCCACCAGCACUGGGCCUGGGACUGCCACAUACACCACAAGGCCUGGGCAUGACAAUGCUAUACCCAUAAGAACUGGGCCUGGGCCUGAGACUGCCACCUACCCCACUGGUGACUAUGGACAAAUGGGGGCUAACCAGGGCCAUGAGCAUGGACCCAGGCAAGGAGGACUCACUGAAGAUGUAACGGCCCAAAAUACCCUUGUUGCAGGUGGCAGUGCUCCUUCAAGUGGGCCUGGGCCUACUUUAAAUUGAAUAAUAAUUACUGAAGUUUGAAUGUUCAUUUGGUUUUUUUUAAUUUAUGUUAUGGUUCUUUUAAUUUAUGUUCUGUUGGAUAUUUAGUUUAGGGUCUUCACAUUACUAUGUGACAUAUCUUGUGUACUUGUAUUGUCUCUUAUAUUUCUUAAUUUUCUUAAUUAUGGGACCAAUGUUGUAUUGUAUAAGGGAACAUUUCGUUCCGUGAAGUUGCUAUAUCUGUUUAUUUCAAUAAUAAAUAAAAGUUUAGUAGUGAA